Messenger RNA from Vitrella brassicaformis, 2827 nucleotides. Lineage: Eukaryota; Vitrellaceae. The record is from the annotation of a GenBank genome assembly.
GCAGUGUUUGAGGGAGUCGAGUGCUGGUGAACGAAUAUGGCGGGACUGAGGCCGGCGGUUGCUGCGUUGUUUCUUCUCCUGGUUGCGGCUGCGUCAUUACGGUGUGGCGCAGAGGGUCCCGAUGAUGAGAAGGGGGAGGCGAGGCCAAAGAGCCCGCUCGGUGACAUCGUGGAUCUCCUCUUCCCACCGCUACAUGCCGCUGGACAGGCGGCGGAAACGCUGCUGGAAACGGCGGGCAACAUGCUCGGCGAAGGCUUCCUCACGCCGGAGGUGAGCGACUACAUGAUGGGACCAUUUGACCCGCUCGAGGCCGCAGAGAGUCUGCAGGGCAAGCUGCAGGCGCUCACAAGGCUCGGACUUGGUCCGUACAGACUGACACAAGGGCAGACAGACAGACAGACACGCAGGCAGGCAGGCAGACAAACGGUGCAUGGGUGUUGGUCAUUUGUUUGUUUGUUUGUGUGUUGUGUUGUGUCGUUCAGCUGAGUUCACCGACAGGGUGCCCCGUGCCUUCUGGGAGGAUGUGUUCAGUAUGCCCAGUGUGAUGCUCGCCAAUACCCUCGACGUCGAGAUUUUUCAGUACUUCAAGGAAAUCCCCACCCUCAUGUGCCUCGCGCUGGUGGCGCCGCACAUUCUCAGAUACGAGCCACCAGUUCAGAACGCCCACGUCCUGAUGCAGAAUGUGGCCAUCUUCCACGCCGUGGCGGCCUUCACUGACGAUUGGCACGUCUUCUUUGGCCCGGACCGCCGCGCGCCCAAGUACAUGAGGACCCACCACAACCGCCAGGAGGCUGGCGUCCAUGCGUGUUACGAAUUCUACAAGAUCCUCAUACCUCGAGCAGGUAAGCAAAAAACGAACACCACAUCGAUCGGUUGAGCGAUUGAGUGAACGGCAUGUGAAUACAGCUGAGGCUUUCGCGCAAGUGAUGCCGCUGCUGGGCUACAACCCGCUGAACACGGAGCCCGACGAGAACACGCCUGCAGGGAUGGGUAACCUGGUGGCAAGGGAGAGUAUAGAGUGGUUCAAGGAUGACGGGUACAACAGAAACGGCACCAUGCUGCACGAGUACAAUGGCCUGCCUUAUGAGGACUGGACCGGCUACAAGCCUGUAAACGACCCACACGAGCUCGUGUAUCCCACCUACUGGCAGCCACUCAUUGAGGAACAGGUACACAAACACACAGGAGCUGCCCAUCGGAUGGAUGUAUGGCACCGCUCCAAUCGAUGCGUCUCUGUGCAUGUCUCUCCCUCCCUACACAUAGGGGGUCGGCGGCUCGGGCGACCGCUAUGGCUACAAUGUGGUGCAGCAACACAUCACCCCUCAGGCGGGCAGAGUGCGGCCCUUCUUCCUGACGCAGCAGCAGGUCGACAGCAGGAGGUCGCCCCCGAUCUUCAACUGCGUGCAGGACACGCCACACAAGAGGGAUCCGGGCCACCAGGGGGAACCGCCAGGGGGUGAUGACACAAGCUGUGUGGAUGUGCUCAAGGAGAGGGCCUGGAAGGUCAUCGAAGAAUCACUCGAGCUCGACGGUCGGUGGCCGGGCGGCGGAUGUGAUUGACUCAUGGAGGGGCAGACUGGCAUGACUGACGCGUGUGUGUUGUCUUGUGUGUGUGGCGGUCUGUCAGAGAAAAAGAAGGCGAUCGGAGAGUAUUUUGAUAAUAAGGUGAGAGUAAGCGAAAUAUGUAUACAGUAUACAGUAUACGUGAAUCGUCUGUAUAUGGUCUUUGUGUCGGCCUGUCUGUCUGUCUGUCUGUUUUGCUCGCGCAGCUGCUUUCCCUCGGCACGAUACUCACCCAGCUCAUCAAGGUGAGCACAGCACACCAAGCAAAUCAUUCUACGUGUCGGUGUUGUAUGUGUGUCACGUCUGUCAGCCGUUGGACAUGACCUUUGAAGAGUUCACAGUCAUCGACUUGGGCUACACCGGGCUGCUGCACGACGCCACCAUUGUGGCCUGGAAGGAGAAGAUCUUCCACGAAGCCGUCAGGCCGCAGUCCUUCAUCCAGCACUUCUUUCACGAUGAAAUGUACAACGUUCCCACACGUGGAUGGAUGGACAGACAAACAUGUCUAGACGCCUGUGUGUGUUUGUGUUGUGGUUUCUGUGUGUCAGGUUCCAUGCGUAUGUGCCAAAGGAGGGCGUCAAGCCGAUCAUGGGCAGGGACUGGAAGCCGUAUUUGAGGACAAUGCCACACACAGGUGCGAUCGAUCGGUGCCGCAAGGUGUGCAACUUUCCCCUUAUGGAUGUCUCUGUGUCUCCCUUGGCUCGAUCGCCAUCAAUUCAUCACUCCAUCAGAGUAUCCGUCCGGCUCAACGUGUUUCUGCCGCGAGACAAUGGAGUUCGCAAAGAUCGCAUUUGACGGCUUCGACAUCAACGGCAAGCUGAGGGCAUAUUUCCCCAAGGGGUCAUCCCUCGUCGAGACAGGCAUGUCGCCAACGACAGACCUGAUCGUCGAGUGAGUAACCACACACACACUAACAUGCAGCUAAAUGACACAUAAAAUGGAUGGAUGGAUGGAUGCAUCUGCCUUCAGGUGGGAGUCGUUUGACCAGAUAGCGGCUGUGUGUGCCAAGAGCCGCGUGUGGACUGGCGUGCACUUCGAGCCCGCCAUUGACCCACAGCUUGGCGGCAAGCUGUGUGACGGCAUCGGCGCGAUCGUCUUUGAGCGCAUAAAGGAGCACAGCGGCAACACUCUCGACUUCAAGGACAGGCAGGGCGGGAGCAAGAAAUAUGCUGACUGACUGACUGACUCUGGCCGGCACCCACACAUCACAAUCAAUGAUGUGUGUGGGUGUCUGAUGUUUUGGUUCGUUUAACGUGGCGAGGUG